UUUGGCACAGAUAGUUGCUGUAAAACAGCUGAACCUGAAUGGGCUUCAAGGGAAUCAAGAAUUUAUCAUGGAGGUGCUUAUGUUGAGUCUUCUUCGGCAUUCGAAUCUCGUCACAUUGAUUGGUUACUGCACCGAUGGAGAUCAGAGACUCCUUGUCUACGAGUACAUGCCCCGCGGUAGCCUGGAAGAUCAUCUUUUUGAUCUCAAGCGUAAUCAGGAGCCGUUGGAUUGGCCCACGAGACUAAAGAUUGCCAUUGGCGCAGCUCGUGGUCUUGAGUAUCUUCAUUGUGAAGCAAAUCCACCCGUAAUUUACCGUGAUUUAAAGUCUUCAAACAUAUUGCUGGAUAACGACUUCAAUCCUAAGCUUUCGGACUUUGGGCUUGCUAAAUUGGGUCCUGUAGGUGACAACACCCAUGUGUCGACUCGAGUUAUGGGUACCUACGGUUACUGUGCCCCCGAUUAUGCAAUGAGCGGUAAAUUGACUAUAAAGUCCGAUAUAUACAGCUUCGGUGUUGUGUUGCUCGAGCUGAUUACCGGCCGUAAAGCAAUUGACAUGACUAAAAAAUCUGGCGAACAGAAUUUAGUUUCGUGGUCCCGACCGUUCUUGAGAGAUCGGAAGAAGUUUGUCCAGUUAGCCGAUCCUUUACUGCAAAACGGAUUUUCUUCCCGUUGCAUGCACCAUGCAGUUGCCAUAACCGCAAUGUGUCUCCAAGAGCAAGCAAAUUUUCGGCCGUUAAUUGGUGACAUCGUUGUUGCUCUCGAGUACUUAGCCUCUCAAACCGAAAUCUCCGAAAACGUUAAGAAUUCGAGUUUUGGAUCUCAACCGCUCCUCAAAGGAAGACAGUGA
Cynara cardunculus var. scolymus (artichoke) is the source of this 847-nucleotide messenger RNA. Its product is annotated as probable serine/threonine-protein kinase PBL21. The coding region runs from base 68 to 847 and encodes 259 amino acids. Gene Ontology annotation, molecular function: protein kinase activity; ATP binding. The transcript is spliced from 3 exons. NCBI's taxonomy places the organism in Eukaryota, Viridiplantae, Streptophyta, Magnoliopsida, Asterales, Asteraceae. The record is from RefSeq and is a predicted model, not a curated record. Gene Ontology annotation, biological process: protein phosphorylation.